Phaeodactylum tricornutum CCAP 1055/1 is the source of this 2568-nucleotide messenger RNA. RefSeq lists its product with no specific name. The record is from RefSeq and is a predicted model, not a curated record. Gene Ontology annotation, molecular function: lipid binding. The coding region runs from base 1 to 2568 and encodes 855 amino acids. NCBI's taxonomy places the organism in Eukaryota, Bacillariophyta, Bacillariophyceae, Surirellales, Neidiaceae. The transcript has a single exon.
AUGUCAUCCAUCUUUCCUUCCUGCCUCUCCUUACCGAUACGGCGAUUACCAAGCGUUCUCAGAAACACCACGUUCACUGCUGCUGCCAACGACAACGACGACGACAACGAGGGGCACGAUUCGGGACUGGACGAAGUGGAAGAAUCGGAAGUCUGUAUCUUACCAGAUUUGGGAGCCUUGCGAUUUUGGUCACAUCCUCAUCGAUCACUUGACCUCACUAUGGAUCGACAACAGGGAGUUGUUUGGAAACGCCGUGAUGUCUUUAAAAAUCGCUGGCGACCUCGCUGGUUUGUGUUGCAGCCUGGCCAGGGAGUCCUGACCUACUAUCUCUUGACGGCACCCGUUUCGACCGCCAUCAACUCCAUUGCUCUACCCUUGAUUCCUGACGUCUCAUCCGCUGACAAUGACCACUACAGAGGUACUCGAAAUGUUGCUACUUCUGCUUCUCUACAACCAACUUUGCGCAAUGGUGGAGGUUCCAAUGCCCGGGAUCGGGUGACUUCUUGGGAUUCGGCCGUCUCCGAAAAUACGCUGGAUUACGAUGUAGUACCUCGCGGGACUAUUUAUCUACUCGGCUGUACCGUGGAUGUGAAUGAUGCACUUAGCAGACCCCGUGAUAAUCUUUUCGCCUUUACGAUCAUUCCGCCAACUUCAAUGGAGAACAAAAUUCAUUUGGCGGUCCGUACGGCCGAAGGACGCUCGGCUUGGAUAAACAAACUCGCUAGGGUGGCGCGGGUUGGAUCCCCGCCGCUCAUCCGAUCCAUUUCCAUUCCGGAGGAGCCAGAUCAUUCUUUCGAGCAUGAAGAUGACGAACACCGUCUCCUUGACAGAGAGAAUGAUUUACGUGAAGUAGAUUCAACUACUGAUACAGUCUGGAAGAGUGUAGGAAGCCGUGAAUCGCUGUAUAAAGAAUUGCCGGAUGCGCUGGCAAACGAAAUUGAGGAAAAGCUAGCACAGUUCUUGCCCAUUUGCGAUCAGGGACCCACCGUUGGUUGGAAGUUGAUUUUUGAGCGGGAUGAGGAUGCCGCGUAUCGAAAAGAGGAUCCGAACAGUGGGCAGACUAUGAUCAAAAGCAUCGCGUUGUUAGAGCAUCCUCCGAAACAAAUCUUGGAUAUCUUGCUUGACAUUCAACGUCGUACCAAUUUCGAAUCCACUUUUCGUACUGGGGAGCGCUUACGGACUCUUAAUGCGCACACUUUUUUGGAUUUUUACGCGUACAACGCUAUCUGGCCCACAGCAGCGCGAGAGUUUGCCAUUGCGAUGCACUGGCAGGUAGUAGGCCGCGAUGAUGAAAGGGCGAUUUGCAUCAUAGGGUUUUCGUGCCCCGAUGCAGAAAGCGUUAAACCUGUGGAGCCUCAUCAUGUUCGAGGCCGCUUGAUUAUAUCGAUGUAUCUACUGCGGCCGGUUGGGGAAGGGCAGUGUCACUUAACACGGCUCCUGUCGUUUGAUCCAAUGGGUGGAAUUAAUAAACAUUUGGCCCGAAUCGUUUUGCAGCAGCAAGCGGGACUCCCUGCUGUACUCGGAAAGUUUCUGGAUCGCCACAGGUCUGUUGUGCCUUUCAGACUUACCGGACGCCUAAGGGACGACGAUCUAAUUCGAGAUGUUGUGGAGCACUUGCCCAAACCAAACUCGACGGACGCCGUUCGUGGAACGCUCGACUGUACAACCAACCAUUCGCUUGUUCUUGCCGGUUCGGAGACGUCGAGAGACGGUAUAAAAGUGGACAAUGAUGACCAUUUGCCCGUACGGGGUAGGCAGGCUGCGAUUUUGAUUGCUCCUCUUCUUUUGUAUAAAGUAUGCAUUCUCAUGGGGUCUUCGUGGUCGUUCCCUCUGUUUUGCCUUGGUGUAUUUCUUGCUGUAAGGCAAGUCGCUAUACAGCACUUGGGUAAAGUGCUCCCGCAUAUCCCGCUUGAGACUCAAAUUGCUGGGCCCGUUACAUGCCGUUUCUCCGUGAAUUUGAAGGGAAUUCUGCGUUUCAUCGCGAACAAGAAAGAGGAACGAACAGAUCUUCGAAGAGGUACUUCCGAUGUGUCCGUAGUGCAUCUUGUUGUAGCGGCUAUAUCCCGUGCUCUGAGAAAAGAACCGUCUUUGCGGUCUAAAACUUGUACGAUACCAUGGCUACUGAUUGACGAACGUGUAGACCAAUCACGUGAGUCUGUGAGAGUUUCCGUUUCGGAAAAUGCAGACGGCGUGGUAACGCUUGAGAACGUGGACAAUCUCUCCGUUCAAGAAAUAGCUGAUGAAGUGAAAAAAUUGGAUAGCUGGCGCGACGAGGCCCAAAACAUUGGCGAGUGCCUCGUUCUUGCCACGCCGGACUUUGAUAGUAGUAACAUGGAAAUUGACGUUACUUCGGGCUGCUCUGAAGUUACGGUUGUUGCUGUUAUCGGUGGAGUUCAUUUGGAGCGUUGCAGCCAGAAGGGACGCCGAGCAAACGAUGAAAGACCCAGACCCAUGCUAUCACUUUCUUUAACAAUAUCUGCACCCUAUCAAACACAAAUAGUUGCUGCGCGGCGCUUCGCGGAAGAAGUACAAAAGCUACUCCAGUUUCCGGAAAUGUGUGACAAUUGA